Stegodyphus dumicola is the source of this 2538-nucleotide messenger RNA. RefSeq lists its product as uncharacterized. NCBI's taxonomy places the organism in Eukaryota, Metazoa, Arthropoda, Arachnida, Araneae, Eresidae. Gene Ontology annotation, molecular function: nucleotide binding; DNA-directed DNA polymerase activity; DNA binding. The record is from RefSeq and is a predicted model, not a curated record. Gene Ontology annotation, biological process: DNA replication.
AUAAGAUUAUUCAUCAUCAGAACGAACCUCAUCCCACUGAACCCCGGUAUGCCACAAUGGCCUACAAUCACUUUCCGUGAUUCGGAUGACGAUGUAAGUUUUUACACGUAUUUUCGUAGCUUAUUUUAUUUCUAUUUGAAUGCAUUUGAGCUUAUUUUAUUUUGCACGAAUCCACUUUUAUUUUGAUAGAUAUUAGAUGAAGUUGAUCAAAUAUUCAUGGAAAACCCCCUGGUUCUGCCCUUGUAUCAUCAAGUGGGUUCCGGAUUCGAGCUCAGGGCCCUAUGUAUAUGGCUGGUUCCGAUGAACGAUCGGUGUGUAUUUUUCUUUUUACAUGAAUGUCUUUUUUUAAAAAAUGUUUGAUUAUUACCGAAAACUUAUCUUUAUUUUUACUUUUCAGAUCGAUGAGGCGAUUGUUCUCACAGAAAAGUCUCGUCGCCGAAACCACAAGUACCAAGCCGAGGAAAUUACUUUCCGGCACAGUAUAGAUAUUGAACGACUGCCUUAGGACGUACAAGGAAUCCCAAUGGUGGUGUAUAAAGGAAGAGAGAGGGCACAACGAAUCAAUUUGUGGCUCCAUGAUGGACAUUACGAUGUCGUCAAAUCCCUCAAAUGGUUUUUUGCUAGCAACCAUUAUUGCACAGCAUGUGAAAAGCCGUAUGAUCACCGGGAACGCCAUCGGUGUGAGAAUGCGUGUCCCAUAUGUUUGAGGAUGGACUGUGCUCCAGGUCAGCCCCAAUGAUGCCCGGACUGUGACCGCCUUUGCCGGUCAGAUGCCUGUUAUUCAGCACACAAAGCCCUGUCUGGAAACCAGGAGUUUUCGCUUUGUGACAGGUGCUCUGAAGAAGUCUGAUGACAAGUUCAUUUUCUUUGACUUUGAACGGACCAGUCUUCAGGGGAGCAUCUUGUAAAUUUCGCGGUGGCUCAGUAUGCCGACGACACUAAGAAAGUGUUUCCGGGCUAUGAGGCGUGCCGAGAUUUCUGUGCCUGGCUCUUCACCACACAGCACAAGGGCUACACCGCCGUGGCACAUAACAUGAAAGGGUUCGACGGACAGUUCGUGAUGGCCUGGCUCCUGGAGCAAGCCGGAGGUGAUAGGCACAGCGCCCGGUCUAACGGGUAUAUGAUCAUAUGUUUAAGACAUCGAGUCUAAACAUACGGGUCAUAGACUCGUUAAAUUUUCUACCGAUGGCGCUUGCCGGGCUGCUUCGGUCUCAGCGAAUUGAAAAAGGUUACUUCCCCCAUCUUUUCAACUCCCGAGAAAAUCAAAAUUAUGUCGUACCGCUACCUGAGGCACGGUACUACAGCUCGGAUACUAUGAGUACUCCAGCCCGACAAGCUUUCAUGUCUUGGCACGAAGAACACAAGGGGAACAUAUUUAAUUUUCAAACAGAGAUGCUGGCCUAUUGCAGAUCGGACGUGGAUAUUCUUCGUCGCUGUUGCCUGGAGUUUCGAGCCCAGUUUUUGGAUGGGGCGGCUGUGGAUCCAUUCCAAUACGUAACCAUUGCGUCAGCGUGUAUGGAAACGUAUCGGCGUGGCCACAUUCAGCCCAACACGAUUGCCAUGGUACCCACACACGGAUAUGUGAACUCCACGAAUUACUGCCCUGAUUCAAUCCGGUGGUUGGACUUUGUUGCUGCUUCGGAAGGCAAUGCCAUUAAACAUGCGUUGAACGGUUCCGGAGAUCAGAAUUGCCGGAAUCUCGGUAGACGGUCUGCCAAGCAACUCAAACCGUCUAUCAGUUUCAGGGCUGUUUCUUCCAUGGAUGUAGUUCGUGCUAUGACGGUGAUGUCAUCCACCCCUUAAAAGGAGUUUCCAUGGCAACGUUAAGAGAAAAGACAAAAGAGGCCACACGAAAACUUCGAGCCCAGGGUUUCCACGUCAUAGAAACGUGGGAGCACGAAUUUCAACGGCAGAAGGAAGAAAAUCCAAACCUCCAAGCUUUCCUGGAUCAACACCAUUUGAGGGACCGGCUCAUUCCUUGCGAGUCAUUUUUCGGAGAACGGACCAAUGCCCUCAAAUUGUUCCACGAGGGAGACGCAAAAAAUGUGGAUUUCACGUCUCUCUAUCCAUGGGUUCGUAUUUUGUUACUAUUUUAAAUACUUUAAUGUGUAUGUUUUAUGAUGUGUUUUUCUGACUUUUUGUUCAUUCACAUGUGAACAAAUAUUGCGUCUACCCUGUGGGACAUCCGGAAAUCAUCACGGAAAGCUUCGGGGAUCUAGAAAACUACUUUGGCAUCAUUCAAUGCCUUGUCAUUCCUCCCCGGAACCUAUAUCUUCUAGUAUUGCCUUAUCGGUGCCGGAAGAAACUAAUGUUCCCCCUGUGUUGGACUUGCGCCUUUCUACAGUGUCAGUCUUUCUGUACCCACACAGAAAUCGGAAGAAGUCAAGCUGGCGAAAACGAAAAGAUCAAACAGGAAAGUAGUGGAUGGCCUUCGGAGUGUGUGACGUCUGAAGACAAAUUAAAGUAUAUUCGCCAGUAUGAAGAAAGAGAGGGGCGUCAAGUUGGACGCUGGAAAGAUUUCCAAGAACCCUGGGCGUC